Cydia fagiglandana is the source of this 1429-nucleotide messenger RNA. RefSeq names its product maltase A1-like. The record is from RefSeq and is a predicted model, not a curated record. The transcript has 7 exons. NCBI's taxonomy places the organism in Eukaryota, Metazoa, Arthropoda, Insecta, Lepidoptera, Tortricidae. Gene Ontology annotation, biological process: carbohydrate metabolic process. The coding region runs from base 1 to 1416 and encodes 471 amino acids.
AUGGAUAGUGAUGGAGACGGAAUAGGCGAUCUUAAUGGAAUCACAUCUAAAUUGGAGUAUAUAAAGGAGUUAGGAGUUGAUGCCGCAUGGAUUACACCUUUCUUUAAAUCACCUAUGUACGAUUUUGGAUAUGAUAUAUCCGAUUUCUACAACGUCCAUGAUGAGUACGGUACUAUGGAAGAUUUUGACAAACUGAUGAUUAAAGCAAAAGAAUUUGAUAUUAAAAUAAUCUUAGACCUGGCACCAAAUCACGGUAGCAAUGAAAGUUUAUGGUUUCAAAAGGCUCUUGAAGGCGAUAAGAAAUAUUUCGAUUACUUUAUAUGGGAAGAUGGAGUAGUUGAUGAAAACGGAAAACUGCAUCCACCAACUAAUUGGAUUAGUGUAUUUCGCAAAAGUGCUUGGGAAUACAGACAAGAAACUGGUAAAUAUUACCUCCAUCAGAUCACCACUGCUCAGCCAGAUUUUAACUACCGGAAUCCUAACGUGGUUGAGGAGAUGAAGAAUAUUAUUCGCUUCUGGCUCGACAAGGGUAUAGCAGGAUUAAGAGUAGGGGCUAUCAAUCAUCUGUUUGAAGUAGACAAGGAGAAACAUGGUGGGAAGUAUCCUGAUGAACCUUUGUCUGGUAAAAGCCUUGAUGAUCCACUCAAUCAUGCUUAUCUGAAUCACAUUUAUACGAAGAACCAGCCUGAGUCUUAUGACAUGGUUUAUCAAUGGCGUGAUAUUUACGACGAAUACCAAGCAAAAGAUGGAUUUAGUAGAGUAAUGAUGAUUGAAGUAUAUUCAACGCCGCAGGAUACAAUGAAGUAUUUCGGCGAAGGUGGCCGCACUGGAGCUCAUCUUCCCUUCAAUUUCGCACUAAUUACGGAUGUCAAUGGACAAUCUACUGCAAAUGAAAUCAAAUAUGCAAUUGAUAAAUAUUUAACUUUUAAACCUAUUGAUAAAUUGGCUAACUGGGUGACUGGAAACCAUGAUCAAAGUAGAGUUGCGUCUAGAUACAGUCCAAAGUUAGUAGACGCAAUGAAUAUGCUAUCAAUGCUGCUCCCAGGAAUAAGUGUAACAUAUAUGGGUGAAGAAAUCGGCAUGAUAGACGGUUUUGUCAGCUGGGAAGACACAGUGGACCCAGGCGGCUGCAAUUCUGACGAUCCAAUAAAUUACUGGAGAUAUUCUCGGGAUCCAAAUAGAACUCCCUUUCAGUGGAACUCUGACAAAAAUGCUGGUUUCUCCACUGCAAACAAGACAUGGUUACCGGUCGCAGAAGGCUAUGAAAACCUGAACGUCGAGGCGCAGCGUGGAAUUGAGCGGUCACAUCUGAAUAUUUACAAGAAACUUGCUCGUCUUCGUAGAGAACCCGCAUUUAGAUUUGGGAGAUUUGAAUCGAUUGCUUUGAACGACGAUGUGUUUGCAUUCAGAAGGUAAUGUUACGGUAUUC